UCCAACCACAUCAAGUGUAUAACUGCAGAUUCCUUGUGUGUGCGCAAGACAGCAAUUGAAUUCAAAAUGCUGCAUGUGAUUCUGGUCCUCGCUGGAGUUUGUACAGUGGGCAUUGCUAUGCCUUUACCAGAUUUUUACUCCUACUCACCUGAAGCGGGUGAUGGCAGUGGAGUGAUGUACUCUUCUGCACAUGAAGGUCGUAUCACUGGAAUCAGAGUCUGGGAGUACUCUAAUGCAUACCCCAGUGGGAUCCAGCUGCAAUAUAAUGGCAACUGGACAGACAUGAUUUCUGUAAAUUAUGGCAUUCCAAUGGAGAUGACACUAUCUGACAAUGAAUACAUCAUGGAGGUUUCUGGAAAGUAUUACUCAGGUUACGUCUUUGAGAUCAUGUUUGUCACUAGCCGUGGGAGAUCAUUUAAAGUGGGGCAACCUUCUGGCACCUCGUUUCACUUCUUCCCAACCCAUGAUGGAAGUGAACUACGUUUUAUAAGUGGGCGACAAAAUGGAUGGGGCAUCACCUCCAUCGGAGCUCACUGGGCUGUUUACAACACUGACAGCAGUGUAACACCUUAAGUUCAGCCUGUGGUUUUUGUUCAUGUUUUUGCAUUAUUAGUUUCUUUCCCAACAUGAUUGUUGUUACUUAGUCAAUGGCUAUGUUUUGUUCACUUUAACCUAUGAUAGGUACGUCGGGUCUUUUCAAAUAAACUUUGUCAUCAGCUUGA
Molecule: messenger RNA, 722 nt
Organism: Paramisgurnus dabryanus
Lineage: Eukaryota; Metazoa; Chordata; Actinopteri; Cypriniformes; Cobitidae
Product: zymogen granule membrane protein 16-like
Source: RefSeq, a predicted model, not a curated record